Dunckerocampus dactyliophorus (ringed pipefish) is the source of this 2737-nucleotide messenger RNA. RefSeq names its product leucine rich repeat containing 39 (gene lrrc39). Gene Ontology annotation, molecular function: protein binding. Bases 358 to 1482 code for a protein of 374 amino acids. The transcript has 8 exons. Lineage: Eukaryota; Metazoa; Chordata; Actinopteri; Syngnathiformes; Syngnathidae. The record is from RefSeq and is a predicted model, not a curated record.
UGCUGGAACACUGACACAACUACAAGUCAAUCAGAGGUAACGUGACCUCGAAGCUAAAUUUAUCCAGCUCGUCUGAAGUCAGAUUUCAGUUGCAGAACACAAGCAACACGAGGUCUGCACUAUCAUUGAAAGUACUCCUUGCCUGUCACGACCGCCCCCACACCAACAGUUCACCGCGCAUCCCCAGGGAGGCAGGCCCCCACUAUUUGAGAAGCACGGGAUUAACUGAUCGGUCUUCCAGGUAGAUGACGUCACACACCAGCUGACAUUUUACGAUGGGACGAGGUGCUUGAUGGCAGGAGCGCCGGGGUCAGAGGUUAUCCUGUACGCUGUGACAUCACAAGGUGGACGGAGGUUAUGGCGGCCAUUGUGAUGUGUGGCUCGGUCAGUUCCAUGAAAGCUUUGUGGGAGACCAAGAUACAGAAUGUCCGGGACCACUGGGAGAAGCAGAGCAAGAGGCCGCGCGGCAGGUUGAGCGUUGGCAUUUGGGAGGACCGAGAGACUCUGGCUCGCCUCAAAGAGAAACUGGCGACUGAAGAUGGCAGACUGGUUCUGCGCUUGGAGCACGAGGAGUGGAAGGCACUGCCGGGCUGCCUGGUCCAGUUGAGUCAGGUGCAGGAGUGGCAGAUUCACCGCUGCGGACUGCAGAAGAUUCCCAGCUUCAUCUCCUCCUUCCAGAACCUUCUGGUCCUGGAUUUGUCCCGGAAUGGGGUCGCUGAGAUCCCAAAACAGAUUGGCGGACUGACCCGGCUCAGAGAACUGCUGCUCAGCUACAACAGAGUCCAAUUUGUUCCAGAGGAGCUCAGCAACUGUGAGAGUUUGGAGAGGUUGGAACUGGCAAUGAACAGAGACCUCCACCAGCUUCCAGAUCAGGUCAAAGUAUUUUUCUUCUCUCUUUUGUCGAUCUUUGUAGGCCCUCGGUGGAUUGGCUCUUCAACCCAACCAUUCAAGGACGCUUGUUCCUAUGCAUGCUUGAAUGCGACUUGCAAGAAGCAUGAACAGAACCAGCUUUUGAGCAAGCUGAGGUGCUUGCAGCAUCUCGACUUGUCCAUGAACCUGUUCAGCGUCGUGCCGCCGUGCGUGCUGCGCAUGCCAGCGUUGGAGUGGCUCGACAUGGCGGGUAACUGCCUGCACUCCUUACCCGAAGACAUCAACACGAUGGAGAAGUUGCACGCGUUGUGGCUGCAGAGGAACCAGCUGGAGAAGCUUCCAGAGAACAUCAGCAGAAUGCCCAGUCUGGACACGCUGGUUCUGAGCAGCAACAGACUGAGCGACAUUCCACCCAUGAUGGAGGACAUGUCCAACCUCAGGUUCGUCAACUUCCGGGACAAUCCGCUGACGCUGGAGGUCAACAUGUCUGCCACAAUGCCGUCUGAAGACGACGACCGUGAGAUGUUCGGACGAGACUUCAUGCUGAUGUACAUUCAGGAGGCCCGGAAGAGAGCGCAUGCUGCUCUCAACGUGCACAGAGUCGCCUGCUGACCCCCCAAAACUUAGCCAAUCACUCAUCCAAGUCAGGUGACUGAUGUUUUUUUCACACACGAUUGAUGUCAAAGUUUGUUUUUAUUUGCAAAAAAUCAGACAUCAGAUCAAGUCAGGAGGAGGGCGUGGCAGUCAGCAGGACAUUUUCCAGGGUCACGUGACUGCCAACGUAACGAGUGAGUCGGCCGUGGAAUCCUUUGCUGCGGAGGAAGUGAAUUCUCCCGCUGUCAAUCAGAAGUUUGCAACGGCGUCCCAUUUGCUCACGCUCGGCUGGCGACAAAAACCUGCCAACAAGUCGCAGACUACAUGAUGCUGAUAUAAAAUGAGCACACUCAUCACUUGUCACAUGACCAACUUAUUAACAAGUCUGAUGUUCAUUAAAAUGAGAUUAUGUUCUGUGCUACCAAACAAAUAUCUGAUGAAAUGCUUGAGGUGAGAAAUAUUUACCCGAGCACAUCAUCUGUCUCCUCUAUCGGCUCGUGUUCUUCAUCCACUCUCUGAUCGGCUGCUCGAAGGCCGCAGGUGGCCCAGCUAGACAUGCGACAGAAUCCUGAGAACUCUGCGGGACCCAGACCCAAGUCCAAGAAGAACUGCUGACCCACAUAAUGAUGCCACUCGCAGCGAUGAUGACAGCACAGUGCCACUGCUAGGCCCAACACUGGAUCAGGACCGGAGGAUCCACAGGAAGCAGGUCUGUCAUCUGCUACUGAGCAAGACGACAUUUUGAGCCGUUUCAUUGGUGGCUCGUGUUGAGGCGCUGAUGUUUCCAGCAAACAGCGAAGAGCAAGAUCUGACCCAACAAGAAUAAGAUGAUGAGUUUAUUUCUUUGGUUUGUCAUUUGCAUGCGUGAUAGAGCUGCACCACGAGCACCGCAGCGUACAUAAGCGUAGUUCUUACCUGUCGCUGCUCCACAUAAAUGUUUCCCGACCCCUACGAGCGGCAGCCGACGCUCGAGCAGCGGGACUUUACCUGCAAUCAGUCACAUGACCAGAGUCACAUGAGCAGACACACAGGAGAAACAGCAGAGGGCGACGCCGGCCUCUUACUCAAAUCCAGGUGCUGAAUGUCGAUCUGCAGCCUGGCAAACUCCACGCCGGCAUCCUGAUGCUUCCCGUCCACCUGGACCAAGACAUAACAUUUUUCUUGUACAGUCGCCCCUCACCACAUCGCAGAAUUUCACGGCUUCACUAUACAGCGUUUUUUCUAAAAUAUAUUAAUCAUUCUGUUUCGUGGUUGAGCACUGACUGUUAUUAAA